AUGGCUCUAGCUAUGCAAUCUGCAGCGUCUACCGCGGCGCAGGACGCCGAUUUGAUGGAUAUUGACAUUGACAUGGAUAUGGAUGAUCAAGGCCCGCCUCUUGAUGACGAGUUCCAACUCGAAGAAGGCGAAGAACCCUCAUUUGUUCCCUCCGGCACGCAUGCUGCCACCGAUUCUUCCAACCUCAUCCCAGCCAUCUACACUGAAGAUCCGGCACUUGAACCACAAUGGAACAAAGUCCACAUCCGCGGCGUUGACGAAAUGCACACGAACGAUAUUCUUGCCUUUGUACACGACCACUUUAGCGAAGUCGGCGAUGAUGUACAUGUCCAGUGGAUUGACGAUACCUCUGCGAACAUAUGCUUCAGUGACAACGAUACUGCGAAACGAGCGCAUCUCGCCUUCCUCGCAGCCCCCAUUACCGUUGAAGAAUUGACGAAUAACCCGUUCGAACUGCGCGCUGCGAAACAAUUGGCCAGCAGGCCGGGAAGUAUGCUUGUGGUUCGUGUCUCUCGGCAGGGAGAUAGAAAGAAGAAAGGUGCAAGGGAUGCCAGCAGAUACUACCUCAUGCACCCAGACCAAGAUCCCACGGAACGAAUGCGGAAAGAAUUUGAGAACAGCCGGGGUGACUACAGACGCAGAAGAUUUGACGACCGCGAACUACACAGACGAAGGAGAGAUAAUGACCGUGCGAAUGGAGAUGAUGCAGGGGGUUUCUCGGCAAACAUGUACGACGAUGCACCCACGACAGAUACAGAGGUCAAUAAAGCAAGAGGUCGAGAUCUCUUUUCUCGCGCCACGAAGGGGAGACGACGGAGCGCUAGCCCAGGAGUACGGACACGCGGCAGUGAUGAAAUUGACAUCUCAGAUUCAGAUGAUGACGGACGGACUCGACGGAGAGGAUAUCGCGAUCGCAGUGACCGCUUCCGCUCCAACGCAGGAAAAGAGCUGUUUGCAUCGACCGCUUCAGAUACCAAAGUUGGUGGUCUACGUUCCGAUAGACUCGAACUCUUUCCCAACAAAGCUUCGGAUGUAGACACCUCGAUGUCGACCGAUCUAGCUCCUGCACCACUCAGAUCAACCUCCGACGCGGCAAGCAUUCGUGCCAAUACCGCCGCUGCGAUGCGCUUGAAGGCCGAUCUCCUUUCCGCCGCACAAACUUCUCCUCGCUCAAAUCACAGAAGAAGCCAUGCCAUGGACGCCAAAAAUGAAGAGAACCUCGCCGAGAGGUUUGCCAGAAAGAGCAUUUCGAUCGAUAGCACCAAGUCAAUGAGAAACGGGGCGUCAAACGUCGGAGUUGAAUUGUUCCCAUCGAGUGGCGGAAACGCUAGUGGUCUAUCUAUCAAAGGGUCAUCUGAGAGCGGAGGUGCGGGAGGGUUCAGCAUCAAAGGCUCCGGAGGGCUGAGCAUAAAGGGCCGCGCUCUGGAGGUCAAAGAAUUGUUCCCCAACCAGUACAAUCGGACCAGCGGGAGGAACGAAGGGAAGGAGCUAUUCGACGAGCCAGUCAGGGAGAAGCGGGUGAGAAGGAGGGCAGGAGAUUUGUUUGACUGA
This is a messenger RNA of Cladophialophora bantiana CBS 173.52, 1551 nucleotides long. RefSeq lists its product as uncharacterized. Gene Ontology annotation, cellular component: nucleus; cytosol. The record is from RefSeq and is a predicted model, not a curated record. Bases 1 to 1551 code for a protein of 516 amino acids. The transcript is spliced from 2 exons. Gene Ontology annotation, molecular function: mRNA binding; RNA 7-methylguanosine cap binding. Lineage: Eukaryota; Fungi; Ascomycota; Eurotiomycetes; Chaetothyriales; Herpotrichiellaceae.